This is a messenger RNA of Trematosphaeria pertusa, 3955 nucleotides long. RefSeq lists its product as uncharacterized. The transcript has 2 exons. Gene Ontology annotation, biological process: RNA polymerase II preinitiation complex assembly; transcription by RNA polymerase II. The record is from RefSeq and is a predicted model, not a curated record. Gene Ontology annotation, molecular function: histone acetyltransferase activity; TBP-class protein binding; RNA polymerase II general transcription initiation factor activity. Bases 312 to 3677 code for a protein of 1121 amino acids. Lineage: Eukaryota; Fungi; Ascomycota; Dothideomycetes; Pleosporales; Trematosphaeriaceae. Gene Ontology annotation, cellular component: transcription factor TFIID complex.
UACACGAUAACCGUGCCUGCGGGCAUACACCUCACAACGAACUCCAUCACUUCGGGCCCGCGACCGAGCUGCUUCUAGAGCCUCCACUGAGAAAGGACUAACUUUUAGAUGGUUGACCGGUCCUAGCGACAGUCCGAUCUGGGAGACAGCGUGAAUGAAGGCCGGUUGCCUCCCACCGUUCACACUCCCAGCGGCGCGCCUUCACCGUCCAUCGGUAGAGCUAUAAAAUACCCGCACCACGCUCCCAACUUCUUUCUCCAACCUCGAUUUCUGUCGCGCGGGGUUGACUCAUCUCGAUGUCGUACGCAACCAUGGAUUCCAACUCCGACGCUUUCGCGGCCGCGAACGGCUCUGGCGGCAACGAUGACGAACUCUCCAAGCUAUUCCAGGAGGCUGCGGCCCCCAGCGCUGACGGGGGCAACUUCUGGGAGGAGUUAAACACCCGACCGCUCGAGGCCGGAGAGAAGGCAGACGACGCGAUCGAUUUCGAGGAUAUCUCAGACGAUGAUCUGCCGGAGGAAGAGGAUGCCGAUGGCGAUGUGGAUGGAGGCGACCUUCGCCUAAGCGGAACUACCGUGCGGGAUUUCUCUGGGGAUGGGCAUGAGGAGGAGGACGACCUCGCUGACCUGUUCGGCGACGGCGGAUCCAGCCCUAUGCAGGAGCGGUCGCAUCACGACAAUAUCCCCGUCGCAUCGAUCGAGCCUCAUGCUCAAGGUCAGGCAAGUGGCGUUGGGCUGCGCGCGGGCGACAGCGGACAAAAGGUGCAGCCCGCCUUUCGAGCCGUCAACUACGGGCCCGCGCAGGAUGAGGACGAUAACGAUCCGGAGCUGCGCGAGCAGAUGGCCCUGUUUGAGGCUGCGCGACGCGGGCAUGAGGACCGCCUGCCCCCUGCACCGCAAACGUCCAAAGAAGUAUUCGACCAGAUAUGGCCUGGUUUCGAGCCCGGCAAACCUCCCCGAUUUGCCAGCCUGAUCCCACGCAAGCGUGCCUACUUCGUCCCGCGAGAACCGUUCAGGGCAAUGAGGGCGCUUUCCUCUAUAAACAAGUUGAACCUAGAUAUCGCCCCAGACCAAGAGAAGAGCUUUCGGCUGCCUACGACUAGCGCGCCGACCAAGUUCGGCCGACAAUUGGAGGAAGACAAGGGCGGCAUUGUGUACAUCACCGAAGGCAUGCAGCAGGAGGGCGACAGUAGCGAUGACAUGGAGAUGGAAGGCUCGGACACGCUGAAUGAACAGGAGAAGUUUGGCAACGUAUCCUGGGGUGACCUGCAGAUAGCGUGCGAAGAUUGGGAUACCCACAGCGUGGCGACGUUAUCGGAUGAAGACGACCUCAUGACCCCGCCGGAAGGGGUUGCGGAUGGCGACGACUGGAUUAGGGACCUUGCAGAGCACCCACCAAAGAAGCGCAAGCUCGGAGGGCGCGAGAAGCCCAUACAAUUCUCGGUAUAUGACCGCAUGGAUUUGCCUGCUUGGGACGACCCAGAACUUGCGACUGCCAAGCUAUCGAAGAAGAUCAUCCUGGACAUGAAUGACCCUCAUUUGCUGCUCGAUAUUCAGCAACCAAAUGCUGAGCAGAAAAAACCUCGCACAAUCGGUCUCGGCCUCAAGCGUGACAACCGCGGUAGUCUCGCGAACCCAAUGUUCAAGCGAUACAACAUUUCCAACGACGAGGCAUAUGACGCGCUCAAGGAGAGCAGCCAACAGAAGGUCCGCGGCACCAUCGGACACAUGAACAUUGAACACAGCUUGCCCGCUCUGAAGCUGCAGUAUCCAUUCUACAAGGUGAACCUCUCCGAUCGCGAACUGCGCUCCUUCCAUCGACCCACCAUUACGUUCAAACCUGGCGAACGAGCUAGCAUCUCACCGCUCAAGUCGUUUAAGCGUAAGCACAAGAAAAACCUCAAGCCAUCUGAAGCCUUUGCGGUUGCGGAAGAUCUCAAUGUUGGCGAUAAUUCGGAAGUCAUACUUGCGGAGUACUCCGAAGAGUAUCCCACCACGCUGUCGAACUUUGGCAUGGGUGUCAAAAUCCUCAACUACUAUCGUCGCACAAGCAAUGAAGACAACUUCCGUCCCAGGCCUCCGAUUGGAGAGACUUCGGUGUUGUUGCCGCAGGACAAGAGUCCUUUCUCGUUAUUCGGGCAGGUACAGGCUGGCGCUGGCAACGAGGUGCUGACGCUGCACAAUGCCAUGUACAGGGCCCCGGUGUUUACGCACAAGACUCCGGACACCGAUUUCUUGGUCAGCAGGAGCCAUACUGGCAUCAACGGAUCGAAAUACUACUUGAGGAAGAUUGACAAUCUCAUGGUCGUGGGCCAAGAGUUCCCGUCGGUCGAGGUACCUGGCACACACGCGCGUAAGGUCACGGAGGCCUCGAAGAAGCGGCUGAAGAUGCUCGCUUUCCGACUCUACCGGAAGGGUCAGGAGCGUGGCGCUAGACAACCCUGGGUCAGCAAUGAGAUGAUCAAGCAUCAUCUUCCUGGCACAGAGAUUGCACAGAAUCGAUCGAGAAUGAGGGAAAUCAUGAAAUAUGUCAAGGAGACCGGUACCUGGGAGCCAUUGCCUGGCGAGACCAUUCCCGACGAGCCAGCAUUAAGGACCUGGAUCAAGCCCGAAGAUAUCUGCCUGAUAGACUCCAUGCACGCAGGCGACAAGCAGCUUCAGGAUGCGGGUAUCAAGACUAACGAGAUCCAAGACGACGAAGAGGGUGAUGGUAACGAGGCCCUCGAGCUCAAGCUAGCCCCUUGGCAUACGACCAAAAAUUUCCUCAACGCUUGUGCAGGGAAGGCGAUGCUCGAACUCCACGGUGACGGCGAUCCUACUGCUCGUGGGGAGGCAUUCAGCUUCAUCAAGGUCUCAAUGAAAGGUGGCUUCAAGGACGUCGGAGAGAGCACGGCCGAUAAGAUCGACGCCAAGAAGCAGAAGGAAAAUGGCGGCCACAGCUACAACGUGCAGAGGCAGCAGCAAAUGUAUGAGAAGGCGAUAGAUCGAAUCUGGGGCUUACAGAUGAAGAGCCUAAAAUCUACAGCGGCUCACUCGGACGUGGAAAUGGAUGGCGACUCUGGGACGCAUCCUAACGCGAUUCGUGGACGAUCUGAAGCCGCUACGCCGGCUUUGAUGCGCGCCGAGGACGAGACUAUGAGUCAGUUCAGCCGCAACAGCGCCAACGAGACACGCGGGAAGAAGCUCCGCAUCACGCGUAUUGUCAAGAACAAGUACGACGAGUACGAAGAGCAGGUUACGACCGUCACAGAUCCGGAGGUCAUUAAGCUCUACCUUAAGCGCAAGAAGCAGGAGCGUCUCAUGAACAUGAGGAUCGAUGACAUCAAGCCGACUGGCGACGCCGAAUAUGACCACCAGCAGAUGCUCAAGCUCAAGGCCGAACACGCUCGACUUUUGCGCAACAUGGAGCGCCGUGAGGGCCGCGAGAAGGCCAAGGGUCUUCAUCGCAGCCAGACGGGCGGUGACACGCCUGGGGCUGGAACGGGCAAGGCUACACCGCGCAAGUGCGCAAACUGCGGUGAAGUGGGCCAUAUCAAGACCAACAAAAAGCUCUGCCCACUCCUUAACGGCCAGAAGAAACAGAGCGAUACGUUCAAGGAUGCGAGUGCUGCUUCGCCCGUCACAGUGGCUGCUACUCCGAUCUCUGCUACACCGCAGACCGCUAGCUCCCCUCAGUAAUCGUCUUCGAAAACCGCAUUCACAUCUAUCUAGGUAUUCCCGUCUCAGGCCACGAGUCCGACGCCCCGAGGUCGCUUUCAUGGUAAUGCAUAGCAACGGCGUUGAUGGCUCUUUCGUUUCCCCGGAGCAUGGCAUAUAGUUUGGGCCGGCAUCAGUUAUUGGGACGGCGUUUUAUCUUUUCAUGCAUAUAUUGCACGACAGUCCAGGUCUGCGUGGCGCGUAGUCUGAGUGGCUGCUUAGUUAUUAAUUGAAAGCAUCGAAACUGGCUAUAAUGUGAC